Molecule: messenger RNA, 2800 nt
Organism: Physcomitrium patens
Lineage: Eukaryota; Viridiplantae; Streptophyta; Bryopsida; Funariales; Funariaceae
Source: RefSeq, a predicted model, not a curated record
UUAAUCUGUCUCUUUCUCUUCGCUUCUUCACUCUCAUACCUACGGUAUAUCAGGUUGUGUAAUGCACAACAACGCAUAGAAUCAUUGAAUCUUAGAGUAUCUUACUGCUGUGAUUCAUUUCUUUUUUCCUUUUCCGCCUGAACACACGUCUUUCGCUCUGUUUCCGAUUCCCGAUUGGACUCCUCCGCGUUUCUUUUUUCUCCUUUCUUCCUUAUCGACGGUUGAUGUCUUAUGGUGUUGAUCUGAGUAAUCUGGUGGAUCUUUAGCUAGGGGGUGAGUAUUCGUAGUACUCAUGUGAGAUUGCCAUCCAUGGCAAGCUGAUCAGCUCUACAACGGAGAAUGUAGUACAUAUUUGAGGACAUUCAUCAACGACAAGGCCAACUAUGGAGGGGUGGAUGGUGCGGUGUGGCCGUCGUAAGAUCGGGCGGUCGUUUUUCCGUAAACGCUAUUUUGUGCUGGAAUCCCUAGUUCUUGCGUACUACACGCGACAGCCAUCUGCCAACGAGGUUCCUAUUAAAACUCUUCCGAUUAAUGGAAAUUGUCGAGUGGAAGAUCGAGGGCUUAAGACUCAUCACGGCCGCAUUAUAUAUGUGCUUUCCACAUACAAUAAGAGAGGUAAAUCUCAUCGGAUGACGAUGGCUGCGUUUAAUGUGCAGGAUGCAUCUGCAUGGAAGGAAGCUUUGGAACAAGUCAUUGACCAGUGCUUGAUUCUGCACACAGCGGAUGUGAACAUGACCUUUCCACUUUCUGUAUUUAAAACACCAGUAGACCAAGGCCGGAAUGCAUCUUCCUCAGACCAUGAUAGCCAGGCCAAGAGUAGCAAAUCUCAACCCGAUGAUUAUUACGACAAGCAGCAGAAUCAACGUAGGCUCAGGACUGUUGGAAAUGGACCUCCAGAAUCAAUAAAAGUUUGGAGUGAGAGGAUGGAUCCAAAGUGGGAUAAUCUAAAUGCCAAUGCAGCUGCUUCUGCAAGAAGACAUUGGCACCUUGUUCGAUGUCAAAGUGGACUUCGAUUUUUUGAAGAAGUUCAGGAUGGUGUUCAAGCUGGCCGUCGCAAGGGAAUGAAGGCAGUUGGAGUGGUGGAGGCAUCUUGUGCAGAUGUUUUUGAGCUUAUCAUGGGUAUCAAUGAAACACGUUAUGAGUGGGACUGCAGCUUUCACAAAGCCCACGUGGUGCAGGAGGUUGAUGGUCACACUACAAUUCUUCAUCAACGUCUCCAGUUGGACUUUCUUCCCUUGUUCAUAUGGCCUCGGGACCUUUGCUAUCUGCGAUAUUGACGUCGCAAUGAUGAUGGAAGUUAUGUUAUUUUGUUCCGGUCUCAUGAUCAUCCGAGUUGCCCACCAGUGCCAGGGUGUGUUCGAGCUCAAAUUGAGAGUGGAGGUUUCAGUAUCUUUCCUCUAAAGCCACAUAAAAAUGGAGAACCUCGGGCACGUGUGCAGCAGUUGGUGCAUAUUGACUUGAAGGGUUGGGGUGCAAACUAUAUUCCGUUUUGCCAUCCUUACUCUGUUAUACAGAUCCUCAACAGUGUUGCUGGUCUCAGGGAGUGGUUUGCAGUACGGGAUGCUGUACCACCUGUAUAUAGGAUCCCUAAAUUAGGCUCUGGAAAGCUAAGACAGCGAUCUACACCUGAGAAAAUUGUUUCAGUACCUGAGGUGAUCGCAACCGGUGUAUCCAUGUCUGAUGAGUCUGAGUUCGAGGACGAUGACUUGCGGUACUAUAGUAAUCCUGAGCCCGACUUUGGAUCGGAGCAUUCCAGUGCAACAGAUUUGCUUUUGAAGCCACCACCUGUAAUUCCGGAUUUGUCAAUGUUAUCGGGCAAUCUUCGUAAGGGUGACCUCAAUAACGGGAAGAAUUGUUGGAGUAUUCCAGAUUGCAAUAGUUUCCGAAUUCGAAGCAAGCACUUUCUAAUUGAUCGUUCAAAGACUGCUGCAGGUGAACCAUUGAUGCAGCUUGUGGCAGUCGAUUGGUUUAGAGACAUCAAACGAAUUGAUCAUGUUUCUAAGAGAAAAGGCUGUGUUUCCCAGGUGGCUGGGGGGAUGGGACUUUUUACAGUUGCGUUCAAUGUUCAGUUGCCAGGUGCUUCCCACUACAGCAUGAUUUUCUACUUCGUUGCACCAUUGGCGCCACAAGGUUCGCUCUUGCGACGCUUUGUGGAUGGAGAUGACAAUUUUCGUAACAGUCGCCUCAAACUUAUACCUUCUAUUCCCCAGGGAUUCUGGAUUGUAAGACAGAGUAUAGGUACUACGCCUUGCAUUCUUGGCAAACCAGUAGAUUGUACAUAUCAUCGCGGUCCGAAUUACCUUGAGGUUGACGCAGACAUUGGAUCGUCAACAGUAGCUAAUGGUGUACUUGGGCUUGUUUUUGGUGUCGUGAGUGCAUUGGUUGUUGACAUGGCCUUCUUGAUUCAGGGAAAUGGCAUGGAAGAGCUUCCAGAGCGCUUGAUUGGUGCUGUUCGCGUAUUCCAUUUGUCCCUUGCGUCUGCAAUAUCACCCCCUUGUGCUGAUUAAUGUGCCUGCUAUCAAGCUGAAGUCCAAUUAUGUAAAUAUCUCUAAAACAUUAAAUUUGGUACAUGAGAUCCCUUACUUUGCGUGGUCUAUUUUUUCUGUGACCUUAAAUCGGUUCACCCAAUUUUUAGUCCAAAUAUCAUUUUUUACUUCUAGCUGUAGAUUACUGAUAAUCCAUCUAGCGUGUAAUUUUAAUCUAGUUUGUUGUUGAAGCCAACUUUCUCAUGCUAUCUCUUUUGUUGGAUUUCAAGUACAUGAUAUUGGGGGAUCAAUCACAUCACCUUCACAUCUGAAAA